This is a messenger RNA of Rotaria sordida, 1650 nucleotides long. The record is from the annotation of a GenBank genome assembly. NCBI's taxonomy places the organism in Eukaryota, Metazoa, Rotifera, Eurotatoria, Philodinida, Philodinidae.
AUGCUUAAUCGAUCAUUGAGAACACAAGAUAUUGAAGUUCUUCUUAAAAUGGGAUUUUUUAUAAAUGAUCUUCAUCAACAAAUAACACAAUUGUACAAUACACAAACAAAUAAUCGAUCUCCGUUUGUUGUUUAUCGUGGACAAGGCAUGUUGUUAAAUGAUUUUGAGAAAAUGAAAAAAAGUAAAGGUGGUCUUCUUUCAUUCAAUAAUUUUCUUUCUACAAGUCUUGAUCCUGAUGUUUCAAUUGAAUUUACUAUUCAUGCAUAUUCUAAUCCUAAUAUUGUAGCUAUUCUUUUUAAAAUAAAUAUUGAUCCAAAAAAAUCAUCAAUUCCAUUUGCUGCAUUGGAUAAUGUUAGUUCAUAUAAAUCUGAAAAAGAAAUUCUUUUUUCAAUGUAUACUAUUUUUCGACUUGAAGAAAUCCAUCCAAUUAAUGAACGACUAUGGCAAGUAGAAUUAACAUUAACAACUGAUAAUGAUCAACAACUUAAAAUGCUUAUAGACCAUUUUCGAAAAGAAAUCGAUGGAGGAACUCCAUGGCAACGAUUGGGACAUCUUCUACGUAAAAUGGAAGAAUUUAAUUGUGUUGAAGAACUCUAUACGCCAUUAUUUGAUUCAAAUGAUGAAAAUAAUCAACAUAAUCCUGCUCAUAUCUAUCAUCAACUUGAAUAUGUUAAUAGUGAGAAGGAUGACUAUCAAGCUGCAUUUUACAAUUACAAAAAAGCAUUAGAAAUCGAAGAGAAAUCACGUGGUCUCGAUCAUCCAUCGCUAGCUACUACUUAUAAUAAUCUCAGUGGAGUAUAUAAAAGUAUGGGAGAUAAUAAAAUUGCGCUUUCAUAUUAUGAAAAAACUCUUCAAAUUCAAGAAAAAUCUCUUACCCCUAAUCAUUUAUCAUUAGCUACAACAUACAAUAAUAUUGGUUCAGUAUAUGAUGUAUUAGAAUCAACACUUCCUUCAUAUCAUCCUGAUUUAGGUUCAAUAUUCAAUAAUAUUGGAGGAGUACAUAAAUCAAAAGGAGAUGAUUUAAGUGCUCUUCGAUUUUAUGAAAAAACACUCGAAAUUCAACAAAAAGUUCUUCCACCGAAGCAUCCAGAUUUAGCUAUCAGUUAUAAUAAUAUUGGUUCUAUUUAUAGUUCGAUGGGAGAUUAUUCAAAUGCAUUUAUUUAUUAUAAUAAAUCUCUUGAAAUUCGACAAAUUUUUCUUCCUUCAAAUCAUCCAGAUAUAGCUGCUAGUUAUAAUAAUAUCACACUUGAAAUUCAAGAAAAUUCUCUUGAUUCAAGACAUUCUGAUUUAGCUAAUACUAACAAUAAAAUGGGUCCAAUCUAUAGUUCCAUCGACAAUAACUUAACUGCAUUAUCGUACUAUGAAAAAUCACUUGAUAUUAGACAAAGUUCCCUUCCUCCGAAUCAUCCAGAUUUGGCGUCAAUUUUCAAUAAUAUUGCUUUAAUAAAUAAUACACUUGGAAAUCAACCGAUAGCAUUGUCAUUUUGUCAAAAAGCAUUAGAUAUACAAUUAAAAUCAUAUUCUCAUGAUCAUCCAUCUUUAGCUACAACUUAUACUUAUUUUGGUUCAAUUUAUAGUUCUAUGAAAGAUUAUGAAACUGCAAUUAAAUAUCAUAAAAAAGCACUUGAAAUUCGACAAAAAUCUCUAUAA